This is a messenger RNA of Desarmillaria tabescens, 1449 nucleotides long. RefSeq names its product major facilitator superfamily domain-containing protein. The transcript has 18 exons. Gene Ontology annotation, cellular component: membrane. Gene Ontology annotation, biological process: transmembrane transport. The record is from RefSeq and is a predicted model, not a curated record. Bases 1 to 1449 code for a protein of 482 amino acids. Gene Ontology annotation, molecular function: transmembrane transporter activity. Lineage: Eukaryota; Fungi; Basidiomycota; Agaricomycetes; Agaricales; Physalacriaceae.
AUGCAUUCCUCUAGACGUCCAGCUGGUAGUGUUAAGACCGUCGCGUCCACUGAAAUCAGUGAAGUGGCCACCAGCAUAGAUGAAUCCGACCGUGUCAAGCCACUCGAAUCAAAGUAUGAGCGCGACACCAUGCGUCGCGUCGACUGGCGAAUGCUGCCGCUCCUGGGCCUGUUAUACUCCGUGACUAUUAUAGAUAGAUCUAAUAUGGGCAUAGCGCGUACUGCAGGAAUGGGAACUGACUUGUCUCUCGAUAUCGGAAAUAGAUUCAGUAUUGCCUCUUGUGUCUAUUUUGUGCCAUACAUUCUACUGCAGCUUCCGACCAACCUUGUGCUGCGUUACUUUGGCGCGCGCUACUGUCUUACAUUUUAUAUCUUCGGCUGGGGAUGCGUUGAACUGGCGAGUGGUUUUGUGAAGAACUGGAAAGAUCUCGUUCUGUGCAGGGUUCUUCUUGGCGCUUUAGAGUCGGGGUUCUUUCCCGCUUUGACCUAUAUCGUAUCAACAUGGUACACCCGGCAAGAAAUGCAAACCAGAAUUGCUGCUUUCUUUCAAACAUCAAUUGGGUUGAGUGGUUUUGGCGCGAUUCUGUCCUAUGCCAUCACUCUACUGAAAGGCCAUGGGGGCCUGAGCGGCUGGUCUUGGAUCUUCAUCAUCGAAGGCCUUUUCACAGUGUUUUGUGCUCUUCUGGCAUUCUUGUUCUUGCCGGAUUUCCCUGAUAAGAACAGGUUUUUAACUCGUGAACAAACGGAACUCGUGUUGAAACGCGUCGAGCUCGACCGUGGCGACUCCGUCCCGGACGACAUCACAUUUGUUAAAGUCAAACAAGUCCUUGGAGAUUGGUUAGUUUGGGCACAUGCACUGAUGUUUAUGAGCUCGGCGAUGCCUGGAUACGCAGCGAGCUAUUUUACCCCAAUAAUUCUGUCCGGCAUGGGGUACAGCCUGUCUGACUCCUUGCUAUUGUCAGCACCUCCGAUAGUCUUCGCGGCUGUAUGCUCCUUCGUUUUUGCCUGGAUAUCGGACAAAGCAGGCCGUAGGGCAAUUUUCAUCGCCAUGCAGAGUCUGCUAACCGUAGUUGGUCUCUUGCUGACCGGCUACGCCAACGGUCAAGCAGUACGAUACAUUGGUAUAUUUUUAUUCUCUGCGGGUUCCUCAGGUUGCAUGUCUGCUGUGAUUUCCUACAACGCGAACAACAUCGUUGGACAAACAAAGCGAUCCGUCUGUUCCGCGCUCAUCGUUUCUUUCGGAGGUAUUGGCGGCAUAUUGGGAACCACAGUAUUCCGACAACAGGAUUAUCCAAGAUACAUACCAGGAACAUGGGCAACUGUUGGAGCGCAGAUUUUGACGCUAACGCUCUUAGUUCUCACCACUGCAACGUAUGCCUACCGCAACAAGCGGUCGGCUCUGCGAGGCGAUGUUCUGGAGGGACAGCCUGGUUUCCGAUACAUUCUGUAA